UCGUUCAACUACAUAUGGCAGAGGGAAUUUCUUCAGUCGGAGUCACCGGCAAAUGCAAUCGAUUCACGGCUUGAUAGGAUGGAAAAGUUCUCAACCUGGAGGGACCCAUCAACUGGAUUGGCGCCAUUUGUCUACCCACUUCCACCGCUUUCGACGAUCCAGCUGCCAAGGAUCGCUUGGAUCCCAUUGGUCCCAUUGGCGCUCUUCAGAACAGCCUUGAUCGUCGUCUUGGGCCUGUUGUUUGUGAUUUUCGAGGGAUCCGGUUUGGUUUUUUCACUUUUUUCGGUCAAGCUUCAUUCGAUCUUGCAAUAUUAUUGCACCGCCAUUUUCAGUCGGAUAACACUCUAUCUUCUAGGUUUCACCCAACUGCCCUCAGAUCGCCCCUUCACCCAUCGGACAUCAUCUCAGAAGCUCAUUUCAACCACAGUCCGGCCUGGCGAUUUGGUCGUAUGCAACUGGUCUAGCUAUGUAGACAUCCUCUAUCUUGCAUAUCUAUACAAUCCAAUUUUUAUCAUUCCUGUCUUGAAACAUGGGGCUCCUUCUCAAGGAUCAGAAGUUCUGGUUCGUGGAUUCGAAAGCAAAGGUGUUUUAGGGAUGAUUUUUCGCACUGGUCAUCCACCUAGCCACAAUCCUGCAACAAAGAUCAAGAGCUUGGCGCAAUUCCUACAGGAAUCUAAACGUCUCAGACGACCCUUAAUCAUUUUCCCAGAGGGAACUACGUCUAAUAAUCGUGCUUUACUAAGAUGCCCAAAGUUGAACGAAAUAAGUGUGGGUAAAUAUGAUGGAAAGGUUAAGGUGUUUUGCUUGGCAAUUAAACAUGAAACGCCCACCCCAUUCAAGAAUUCGAUAACAGUACCGAUUCCCACCUCACGAUGAACCUGAUGCACAUGGUACAAGCAAAUCUAGUCCCAAUUCUGGUGCCGUUUCUCUUCUCGCCGCGAUCGAUCCUGGUCCGGUUCCCCAGGAAGGACUUCAUCGAGCUGGAUUCUUCGACUCAACUGGUCAACUCUUUCGAGCUCGCUUUCGACCUUAUCAGCCAGGCUGCUAAACUUAAACUGACCUCUCAAAUUUCGUGCGCUGAUAAAACUGGGUUUCUCAACUACUUGAAAUCUAGAAAGUCUUGAUCUUUUCCUCACUCUUUUUAUUGCCAAGUCUUUUCAAUCAGUUGAAAGAACAGUUCGGAUGUUUCCUCCCUAUCGGGCGAGAAAUUGGAAUAGAUUGA
Messenger RNA from Puccinia graminis f. sp. tritici CRL 75-36-700-3, 1222 nucleotides. RefSeq lists its product as uncharacterized. Lineage: Eukaryota; Fungi; Basidiomycota; Pucciniomycetes; Pucciniales; Pucciniaceae. Gene Ontology annotation, molecular function: acyltransferase activity. The record is from RefSeq and is a predicted model, not a curated record. Bases 79 to 876 code for a protein of 265 amino acids. The transcript is spliced from 7 exons.